GACAAUGCCGAACUUGAUUUGCAUUUAAAAUACUAAUAUCAUUAAUGGACAAUAUUUUAAUAUCUGAUGCUUGUGUUUAAUAAAGACAAUAGUUAAAAGGAUAUAUAUAUUUUUUUGUUGUCUCGAGAUCGUUUAAUCGUCUGUAGGCUUUUAACUAAUUUUUUUAUCGCAAGCAUUAAAAAAUAUAGUAUUUAUUACAUACUUUCUUCUCUUCAUCUAUAAAGAUAUAAAUACUAAUAUAAAAUGAAAAAAACAGAACGUCGAAAUAGAUCCUUAAGAGCAAAAACAUUUAGUGGAAUAUCAAGUGACACAUUGCAGCAAGUAGGAGAAAUGGGGGUUGCAGAAGCAGAGGACAGAACAUUUAGUUCUGAUGGAGAUAUGUCAUCACCAGAAACUACUCCAGAACCAGAUAACAGAGAUAAAAAAGAAUCUAAAAAUCUCAAAAAAGUUAAAAAACAUAGACAACAAAGAGUAACAAAAGGGGAUGAUCAGUUUAAAGAUACAAAAACAGUUUUUAAUCCAAGUACUAUACUCGUUGCACCGACGGUUUCAUCCCAAAAACCUAAUACUAUGCUUGGUGCACCAUUGCUUGCACCACAAAAACUGGAGAAAUCUAGCAGCUUUAAAAAGAAAGAAAGACUGCCUAGCACAGAUGUCAAAAGCAAUAAGGAAAAUCUUGAAGAAAAAAAAGAAACUGGACAUAAGCGAACACUUAGCAGGACAAUACCAACUCCUGAUAAGAUUACUGAGUGUAACAUAGUUUUACUUGGCGAUUUAGGAGUCGGAAAAACAGCACUGGCCGUACGUUUUGUAACAAGGCGCUAUCUUCAUGAAUACGAUCCAAAGUUAGAACGGUUUUACGAAAAGUCAUUGGAGUUUUCCGGAGAGCAAGUGUCUGUAAAAUUAUGGGACACAGUAAUUAAGACAUGGAGCAGUUACGUUGACCAAGCAGAUGCGUACCUUGUUAUGUAUUCAGUAACUUCAGAAAACAGUGCAAUUAAUGCUCAAAACAUAAUUAAUUCAAUUCGCUCCUCUCCUUCUACAAGAAAUAUUCCAAUAAUGCUUGGUGGCAACAAGAUUGAGCUUGAAAACGCCAGAAAAGUAACACGAAAAGACGUUGAAAAUUUUGCAUCAAGUACAGGUUGUUUAUAUAAAGAAUUUUCUGUUGCCAGUACGUUAAACGUAGAUCCAAUAAUCAAAUCAAUUAUCAAAGAAGUCGCUUCUCAAGAAGGUGGCCGUACAACUCCUUCAAAUCUAUCAAACGAUCCAGUUGAAAAAACUGUUUUAGGUAGAAAAGCCAGCAAUACAAAGCAAAAUAAAAUGAAAAGAUUUCUAUCAAAGAAAUCGUCUUAAUUACUUAUGACUUUAUUUUGAGAACUUUACAAGUUUGCAGAAAACAAACUGGUGACGAUAUAACAAUAAAGUUUUAAUCAUAUAAAUAUAAAUUGCCAUUAAAGGCGUUAAUGGCAGCGGAAUUAACUUCUAUGUCUCCAUCAGUUACCUUCAAAGAAGUUUCCAGACUAGCAUCAAAUUAGAAGUUUACACUUAAUUUUAUAAACAACGCUCGGAAUGAAACUAAUUGUUACUGAAUAAUAACUUGGUAAUAAAUUCAUUGAACAAUAAUUUACACCUGGAUAUUUUUUCCAGGAUAACUUUUUAGUAAAUAUCUUCAUUAAAAGUUAUAAUGUAUAAUAUAUAAAAAUGAAUAAUUGCUCUAUCUAGCUGUA
Messenger RNA from Hydra vulgaris (swiftwater hydra), 1727 nucleotides. RefSeq lists its product as uncharacterized. Lineage: Eukaryota; Metazoa; Cnidaria; Hydrozoa; Anthoathecata; Hydridae. Gene Ontology annotation, molecular function: GTP binding; GTPase activity. The record is from RefSeq and is a predicted model, not a curated record.